AUGCCGCCGCCCGCCACCCCCGCUGCCUUCGCCGUCGCGGCGGCCGCCCGCGCCGCGCCAACGUCGGCGGCGGCGCUCGCGCUCCUCAAGUCGUCGCUGUCCGCAGACCAGGCGCUCUCUCCGCUCGCCGUGCUCCCGCACCUCGAGGACGCGCCGUCGCUGCCCAGCCUCCUGCUCGCGGCCUCCGCCGCCGCUCGCCCCCACACCACCUCGCUCCGCCUCUACGCGCGGAUCAAGUCCCUCUCCCUCCCGAUCUCCACCGCCUCGCUCCACCCGCUCCUCUCCGCCCUCCCCUCCGCCCCGGCCUUCGCCCUCUUCGCCGACAUGUUCCGCCUCCGCCUCCCGCUCUGCACCACCACCUUCAACAUAAUGCUCCGCCACCUCUGCUCCGCUGGAAAGCCCGCCCGCGCGCUCCAACUCCUCCGCCAGAUGCCCCGCCCAAACGCUGUGACCUACAACACCGUCAUCGCCGGGUUCUGCUCCCGGGGCCGCGUCCAGGCGGCGCUGGAUAUUAUGCGGGAGAUGCGAGAACGCGGAGGUAUCGCGCCCAACCAGUACACCUACGGCACGGUGAUCUCCGGCUGGUGUAAGGUUGGCCGGGUCGAUGAGGCAGCCAAGGUGUUCGACGAAAUGCUGACCAAGGGAGAAGUGAAACCGGAAGCUGUGAUGUACAACGCAUUGAUUGGUGGGUACUGUGACCAGGGUAACCUUGAUACUGCUCUUUUGUACCUUGAUAAAAUGGUGGAGAGAGGGAUAGCCAUGACAGUCACCACCUACAAUUUACUCGUGCACGCCUUGUUCAUGGAUGGGCGUGGAAAAGAGGCAUAUCAGUUGGUUGAGGAGAUGGGUGGAAAGGGUCUUGCACCAGAUGUCUUCACGUACAAUAUAUUGAUCAAUGGGCACUGCAAAGAAGGCAAUGUGAAGAAAGCAUUAGAGGUGUUUGAAAAUAUGUUCAGUAAAGGGGUCCGUGCAACAGUGGUGACCUAUACAUCAUUGAUAUAUGCCUUGUCCAAGAAGGGGCAAGUUCAGGAGGCAGAUAGGCUGUUUGAUGAUGCUGUAAUGAGAGGUAUUAGGCCUGACCUUGUCUUGUACAAUGCUCUGAUCAAUAGCCACUCCGCUUCUGGUAACAUUGAUCGGGCAUUUGAGAUAAUGGCUGAUAUGGAGAAGAAAAGGAUUGCUCCUGAUGAUGUGACCUAUAAUACACUAAUGAGGGGGCUGUGUUUACUGGGGCGUGUUGAUGAAGCACACAAGCUCAUUGAUGAGAUGAAAAGGAGGGGAAUCCAGCCAGACCUUGUCAGUUAUAACACACUGAUCAGUGGUUACAGCAUGAAGGGUGAUGUCAAGGAUGCUCUGAGGAUUCGGGACGAGAUGAUGAAUAAGGGGUUCAAUCCAACGAUUUUGACAUACAAUGCCCUGAUAGAAGGGCUCUGUAAGAACGGCCAGGGAGACGAUGCUGAGAAUCUGGUCAAAGAGAUGGUACAGAAUGGCAUCACCCCUGAUGACAGCACAUACAUCUCACUGAUUGAGGGGCUUACCACUGAAGACGAGCGUGCCACUGAAGACGAGCAACUGGCUCAAAAUGCUGCGAAAGCAUGAGCCUUCUUAUGAAGCAGAGAGGCAUUCUGGACAGAUAGAGCAGAUCAAUUCAAAUUCUUGAUGCCCUAAAAAAGGGAAAUCAAAUGAUUGGAGGUUUGCUCAACCUUUUGCCGUGUGUGUAAUAUCAUACUACAUUGCUCCGACAUUUCCUAAUAGGACUACAAAAUAAUCAUUUUGAAGCUUGGUGCAGCUGGCAAAGAGGGUCAGGUGGCACUCAAAUUUCGUCUCACUGUUGCUCUUCUUGCCCGAGCUGUAGUUUCAUCUUUGCUAAGUUGAUCUGUGGAUAUAUGCCUGUAAGGCUGUUAGUUUUGACAACGAAGGGAACACAUGCACGCAUGCUGUUCUGAAGACUCCCAGCAACAUUCAUUCCAAUAUAGAACUUUAGCAGUUUCGACCUGGCCAUAUCACAACUCACUCUAUUUAUAUGAUUGUCUGAUUGUUAUACUAUAUUCUACUACAUUCGUUUCAUAUUGUAAGACUUUUUGAUCCUGACUAGAUUUAUUCAUUGAUUAAUAUAC
Molecule: messenger RNA, 2114 nt
Organism: Oryza brachyantha (malo sina)
Lineage: Eukaryota; Viridiplantae; Streptophyta; Magnoliopsida; Poales; Poaceae
Product: pentatricopeptide repeat-containing protein At2g15630, mitochondrial
Exons: 1
Coding region: 1-1596 (531 amino acids)
Molecular function (GO): protein binding
Source: RefSeq, a predicted model, not a curated record